This is a messenger RNA of Sturnus vulgaris (Common starling), 5763 nucleotides long. Lineage: Eukaryota; Metazoa; Chordata; Aves; Passeriformes; Sturnidae. The record is from RefSeq and is a predicted model, not a curated record.
CGGCCCCUCCGGCCCCUCGGUCCCCUGGCCGCGGCCGGGGCUGUGAGUAGGGCCCGCACAGACAUGAGGCAUCUAUUAACAAGCUAAAAGUGACAGAACCAUGGCUCAGUUUCCAACACCUUUUGGGGGCAACCUGGAUAUCUGGGCUAUUACUGUGGAGGAGAGAGCAAAACAUGAUCAACAGUUCCAUAGUCUGAAACCAACUGCUGGAUUUAUCACUGGUGACCAAGCCAGGAACUUUUUUUUCCAAUCUGGGUUACCUCAGCCAGUGCUAGCACAGAUAUGGGCUCUAGCUGACAUGAACAAUGAUGGCAGGAUGGAUCCCUUGGAGUUUUCCAUAGCCAUGAAACUCAUCAAGCUGAAGCUCCAGGGUUACCAGCUCCCAGCCACGCUGCCGCCUGUCAUGAAGCAGCCGCCCCUCGCCCUGCCUGCUGCCCCAGGAUUUGGUCUCGGGGGCAUUGCCAACAUGCCAUCCCUCAGCAGUGUGCCCAUGGCAUCCAUCCCAGUCGUGGGGAUGUCCCCACCUCUGGUGUCCUCUGUCCCUGCCGCCGUCCCUCCCCUGGCUAACGGAGCUCCUGCUGUCAUCCAGCCCCUGCCUGCUUUCGCUCACCCCGCCACUUUGCCAAAGAGUUCUUCCUUCAACCGCUCGGGGCCCGGAGCUCAGCUCAAUGCAAAGCUGCAAAAGGCACAAUCCUUCGACGUGGCCAGCUCUCCUGCUGUGGCAGAGUGGGCUGUGCCUCAAUCCUCACGCCUCAAGUACCGGCAGCUCUUCAACAGCCACGACAAAACCAUGAGUGGACACUUGACAGGUCCCCAAGCAAGAACGAUUCUCAUGCAGUCGAGUUUACCCCAGGCUCAGCUGGCUACAAUAUGGAAUCUCUCUGACAUUGAUCAAGAUGGGAAGCUGACAGCUGAGGAGUUUAUCCUGGCUAUGCACCUCAUUGAUGUAGCAAUGUCUGGUCAGCCCCUGCCACCUGCACUUCCCCCAGAGUUCAUCCCACCUUCCUUCAGAAGGGUCCGUUCUGGCAGUGGCAUCUCUGCUGCCAGUUCAGUGUCUGUAGACCAAAGGUUACCAGAAGAACCUGCAUUGGAAGAAGAACAGCAGCAACUGGAAAAGAAAUUACCAGGUGAGCAAGGGCAAACAGGGAUGUUUAGUGUGCUGUUCCCAGAGGGGUUUUCCCAGCAGGACACAGCCUGGGAGCAGAGCAGGAAUACGGUGCUGGGAUUGCAGAUGUUUGUUUGUGAAUGCCAGGCUGCCAAGAGGGAGCUGGAGAGGCAGAGGCAGCUGGAGUGGGAGCGGAACCGGCGGCAGGAGCUGCUCAACCAGAGGAACAAGGAGCAGGAGGACAUCGUGGUGCUCAAGGCAAAGAAGAAAACGCUGGAAUUCGAGCUGGAAGCUCUUAAUGAUAAAAGAAACCAGUUGGAGGGGAAGCUUCAGGAUAUCAGGUGUCGGCUGUCGACCCAAAGACAAGAAAUUGAAAGUACAAAUAAAUCCAGAGAACUCAGAAUUGCAGAAAUCACCCAUUUGCAGCAGCAGCUACAGGAGUCCCAGCAGCUGCUGGGCAGGCUGAUCCCAGAGAAGCAGCUGCUCAAUGAUCAGCUCAAGCAAGUGCAGCAGAACAGUUUGCACAGGGAUUCCCUUCUCACCAUCAAAAGAGCUGUGGAAGCCAAGGAACUGGCACGGCAGCAGCUCCGGGAGCAGUUGGAUGAGGUGGAGAAAGAAACCAGAUCUAAACUGCAGGAAAUUGAUAUUUUCAAUAAUCAGCUGAAGGAGCUGAGAGAAAUCCAUAACAAACAGCAGCUCCAGAAGCAGAAGAGUUUGGAAGCUGAGAAGUUGAAACAGAAGGAACAGGAAAGGAAAACAGUGGAGCUGGAAAAGCAAAAAGAAGCUCAGAGGAGGGUCCAGGACAAAGCACGGCUGGAACGGGCACAGCCAGAGGAGGAACCACAGUGGCAAAAAAAACCCCAGGAAGAUGACAAGCAAAAAAGGGAAGAGUUACCCAAGAAGAAGGAAAGUGAGGAUAAGGGGAAGCAGGAGAUGCAGGAGAAGCUGAACAAACUCUUCCAGCCCCACCAGGAGCCCAGCAAGCCUGGCCAGGCUCCAUGGUCCAAUGCAGAGAAAGCUCCUCUAACCAUUUCUGCUCAGGAGGAUGUAAAAAUAGUGUAUUACAGAGCUCUGUAUCCUUUUGAAUCCAGAAGCCACGACGAGAUCACCAUCCAGCCUGGAGACAUUGUCAUGGUGGAUGAAAGCCAGACUGGAGAGCCAGGGUGGCUUGGUGGAGAACUGAAGGGGAAAACUGGAUGGUUCCCUGCAAACUAUGCCGAGAGAAUUCCAGACAGUGAAGUUCCAGCCUCUGCCAAGGCCGUGGCUGAGCCCUGUGCUGCUCCCAAGGUGUCUGUGCAGGAAAGCUCCACUGCCCUGGGGGCUGCUGCCCCUCCAGAGGCUCCUGCAGCAGCCAACAACUGGGCAGACUUCAGCUCCACCUGGCCAUCCAACAGCAGUGAGAAGGCAGAGAGUGAUAACUGGGAUGCCUGGGCAGCUCAGCCCUCCCUGACCGUGCCCAGCGCGGGGCAGCUCCGGCAGCGCUCGGCUUUCACCCCUGCCACUGUCACAGGCUCCUCCCCGUCCCCUGUGCUGGGCCAGGGUGAGAAGGUGGAGGGGCUCCAAGCCCAGGCUCUGUAUCCUUGGAGAGCAAAGAAGGACAAUCACCUGAACUUCAACAAGAACGAUGUGAUCACGGUGCUGGAGCAGCAGGACAUGUGGUGGUUUGGGGAGGUGCAGGGCCAGAAGGGCUGGUUCCCCAAAUCUUAUGUGAAGCUCAUUUCAGGCCCCAUCAGGAAAUCCACGAGCAUGGAUUCUGGUUCCUCAGAAAGCCCUGCUAGUCUGAAAAGAGUGGCAUCCCCAGCAGCCAAGGCAGCGUUGUCAGGGGAAGAGUACAUUGCCAUGUACACCUACGAGAGCUCGGAGCAGGGGGACCUGACUUUCCAACAAGGUGACCUGAUCCUGGUGACAAAGAAAGAUGGUGACUGGUGGACGGGAACGCUGGGUGAUAAAUCAGGAGUUUUCCCAUCUAAUUAUGUGAGACUCAAAGAUUCUGAGGCUCCAGGAGCAGCUGGGAAAACAGGAAGCUUAGGGAAGAAACCUGAAAUUGCCCAAGUUAUUGCCUCUUACACAGCAACAGGCCCAGAGCAGCUGACUCUGGCUCCUGGCCAGUUGAUUCUCAUCAGGAAGAAGAAUCCAGGUGGUUGGUGGGAAGGAGAGCUCCAAGCCCGGGGCAAGAAGCGCCAGAUCGGCUGGUUCCCUGCCAACUACGUCAAACUGCUCAGCCCUGGCACCAGCAAGGGCACCCCCACCGAGCUGCCCCGGCCUGCAGCAGCCUCAGUGUGCCAGGUGAUCGGCAUGUACGACUACAGCGCCCAGAACGACGACGAGCUGGCGUUCAGCAAGGGCCAGAUCAUCACGGUGCUCAACAGGGAGGAUCCCGACUGGUGGAAGGGGGAGGUCAAUGGCCACGUGGGGCUCUUCCCGUCCAACUACGUGAAGCUGACCACGGACACGGACCCCAGCCAGCAGUGCUUGAAAGUCCUCAAAGAGACCCACUAUCCCAUAGCAGUGCCCAAGAGGGAUGAUGGGAGAUGCAGCCUUGAUCAUAUCUUCCAGAAACCCCUGAUGGAGUCUGAGCUGGUCACAGAAAAAGAAGUUGCCAUGAUUUUUGUUAAUUGGAAGGAGCUGAUUAUGUGCAAUAUAAAACUACUGAAGGCCCUGCGUGUGAGGAAGAAGAUGUCAGGGGAGAAGAUGCCAGUGAAGAUGAUUGGGGACAUCCUGACAGCCCAGCUGCCCCACAUGCAGCCCUACAUCAGGUUCUGCAGCUGCCAGCUCAACGGGGCUGCCCUCAUCCAGCAGAAAACUGAUGAAGUGCCCGACUUCAAGGAGUUUGUCAAGAGGUUGGCAAUGGAUCCUCGCUGUAAAGGAAUGCCACUGUCAAGUUUUCUACUGAAGCCUAUGCAACGGGUAACCAGAUACCCACUAAUAAUUAAAAAUAUCAUAGAGAACACCCCUGAGAACCACCCUGACCACAGCCACCUGAAGCAGGCCCUGGAGAAGGCAGAGGAGCUGUGCUCACAGGUCAACGAGGGCGUGAGGGAGAAGGAGAACUCGGACAGGCUGGAGUGGAUCCAGGCCCACGUGCAGUGCGAGGGCCUGAGCGAGCAACUCGUUUUUAAUUCAGUUACAAACUGCUUGGGACCACGCAAGUUCCUGCACAGUGGGAAGCUCUAUAAAGCCAAGAGUAACAAGGAGCUCUAUGGUUUUCUCUUCAACGACUUCCUCCUCCUCACUCAGAUCAUAAAACCUCUUGGCUCUUCGGGCACAGACAAGGUGUUCAGCCCCAAGUCCAACCUGCAAUACAAAAUGUACAAAACUCCCAUUUUCCUAAACGAGGUACUGGUGAAAUUACCCACAGACCCUUCUGGAGACGAGCCCAUCUUCCACAUCUCCCACAUUGACAGAGUGUACACACUCCGUGCUGAAAGCAUUAAUGAAAGGACUGCCUGGGUUCAGAAGAUCAAAGCUGCUUCAGAACUUUACAUAGAGACUGAAAAGAAGAAGAGGGAAAAGGCCUACCUAGUUCGCUCUCAGAGGGCAACAGGCAUUGGGAGGCUGAUGGUGAACGUGGUGGAAGGCAUUGAACUGAAACCCUGCAGGUCCCAUGGAAAGAGCAACCCCUACUGCGAGGUGACCAUGGGCUCUCAGUGCCACAUCACCAAGACCAUCCAGGACACCCUGAAUCCCAAGUGGAAUUCCAACUGCCAGUUCUUCAUCAAGGACCUGGAGCAGGACGUGCUGUGCAUCACGGUGUUCGAGCGGGACCAGUUCUCCCCGGAUGACUUUUUGGGCAGGACAGAGAUCCGUGUGGCAGACAUCAAGAAGGACCAGGGUUCCAAGGGACCAGUUACAAAGUGUCUCCUCCUGCACGAAGUCCCCACGGGAGAGAUCGUGGUGCGCCUGGACCUGCAGCUGUUCGAUGAGCCUUAGGACACAGGGGCUGCUGUGGGAAUUGAGCCCGAGCUGCCUGCAGGAGGCUCUGCAGGAGCCGUCACCGAGCCCUUGCUGGUGUGGCACGAAGCUACUGCUCGCCCUUCACACGUCAGAGGGUUAUCAAAGCAAACAGGAGCAUCUUUGUGCCUUGAUAAUUCUCACUGAACACACGAAUCCCAAUUUAGUGAGGAGAUCUCUCUCAAUCUCUCUGUGUGGAACUUGGUGUUGGUUUCCUGGGCUGGUGAAACAACCCUGUUGUUCCUUGUGCUGCAGUUGGGAUGGCUGGCAAACCACAUGGGUGGCUGUGCUUGCUCCAGCUUCUCUCCCAUCCCCGCGGAGGAGGCAGUGUGGGUGUGUUUUGGAGGCUUUCUGAGGGUUUUCCCCCUUCAGGAGUUCUGUGCCUAUUGCUCAGCAGAGUGGUGUGCAAAUGUGAGUGAAUGGAAGGAGCAGUUUCACAGCAAGAAGAUCUCAGAAGAUCUUCAUGAUGGUACUGCAAAGACUUAGAAAAUAAAUAGUCUAUAUCUAUAAACAGAGAAGAUUCUAUUAACAUACCACUUCAUGACUCGUGUUGCCCCUGACAAUAAAAAGAUGUCCAGGCCUUGUGCACAGAGAUGAAUUGCACUCAGAAGAGUCCAGCCCUGGGUCCCUUUGGAAGUCGCUGUUGUGCCCAGCACUGCAGGAGCUGGGGCAGGAGGCCAAGGGCGAGGCACAGAGCCCUGCUGGCU